Messenger RNA from Zea mays, 2485 nucleotides. RefSeq names its product alpha/beta-Hydrolases superfamily protein. The transcript has 2 exons. Gene Ontology annotation, biological process: lipid metabolic process. NCBI's taxonomy places the organism in Eukaryota, Viridiplantae, Streptophyta, Magnoliopsida, Poales, Poaceae. Gene Ontology annotation, molecular function: glycerophospholipid phospholipase A1 activity. The record is from RefSeq and is marked validated. The coding region runs from base 354 to 2387 and encodes 677 amino acids.
CCUAUUUGUUCACGUCUUCACCGGUCCUCACGCUGUCGUGGCGUCUCCGGCUUCUUGCCCCGUCACCACCCUCGGUUUCCACCUCCGGGCUGCCCUUCCCAAACCGUGCGCUUUUUAAAGCCCGCAUAGCCAUUUGCUGCAGAAUUGCGCCGUGCCCUGCAACACCGCACGGGCUGACCAACCAAACCCGCCCGUCUCUGUUGCUGGUCUGGUCUGGUCUGGUCACCACCAAGAAGCUAACCACCAACGCCCAACAUCUCCACCGCGCGGAGGACAGAGGGCCAUCUGCCGAAUUAAACUCCCCUCUCUCCUCGCGCGCCUCUCUUCUCUGCCUCCAAGAUCACAACGCGGACAUGGUGGCUACCGUCGCUGCCGCGGGCGCCGCGGCGGCGGCGGCGUCGGGGCGGCGCCGCGGGGCCAGGAGGGAGCCGGCGACCAUGCACGCCGGCAUCCGGCGCUCGCGCUCCGAGCCGCACCUCCGCUGCCCCCGCCGCGGGGGCGCGGCGGGCGCCGCGCUCACCACCAGCCGCUCCAUCGGCGUCUUCCCGUUCCAGUUCGGCGCCGCGCCGCUGCGCCCGCCGCCGCUGCCCGACGGCGGCGGCGACGGCUCCCGCCUCCUCACCGUCGCCGACGACGCCGACCCGCCGGAGCCCUGCCCGGAAAUGCCGCCCGCCAGGAGGCCCGAGGCGCACUGGCUCGACCGCCUCCUGGAGGUCCGCUCCCGCUUCCACGACCCGACCUGGCGCGACGUCCUCGACCACGACGACGACGACGACGACGAGGACCUCUACCGCCUCGACGCUGACCACCACCACGACGGCGGGUGCGGCGUCAGCUACGAGGACGACGGCGAGGAGGAGGACGCCAGGUGGGACCGCGACUCCUUCGCCAAGCUGCUGGCGCGGGCCCCGCUCGGAGAGGCGCGGCUGUUCGCGCAGCUGGCCUUCCUCUGUAACAUGGCCUACGUCAUCCCCGAGAUCAAGGUCGAGGAGCUGAAGAGGCACUACGGGUUGCGGUUCGUGACGUCGUCUCUGGAGAAGAAGGCGGAGGCCGGCAUCAUAAGCGCCAAGCUGGACGCGGACUCCACGCGGCCGCGCACCGCGCCGGCGUACGAGGUGGCUUCCGGCCCACAGCCGCGCCGGCCCAUCCGGUCGUCGCACCUGGCCUACGAGGUGGCGGCGUCGGCCGCGUCCUACGUCCACGCGCGCGCGCGCGGCCUGCUCUCGUUCGGCGCGCCGACGCGGCAGCAGCAGCAGGCAGCGGGUCAGGGCAGGCUGUACAACUCGGGCGUGGCCGCGUACAUGGCCGCGUCGACGGUGACGGCGGUGGUGGCCGCCGAGGACGAGGCGCGGCAGGAGGCGGCCCGCGACCUGCGGUCGCCGCUGUCGUCGCCGUGCGAGUGGUUCGUGUGCGACGAGGCGGACGCGCGGACGCGGUGCCUCGUCAUCCAGGGCUCCGACUCGCUGGCGUCGUGGCAGGCCAACCUCCUGUUCGAGCCCACCGAGUUCGAGGGCACCGGCGUGCUGGUGCACCGGGGCAUCUACGAGGCGGCCAAGGGCAUCUACGAGCAGGUCAUGCCGGAGAUCGAGGCGCACCUGCGGGCGCACGCGGGGCGCGCGCCGCCGCGGCUGCGGCUCACGGGCCACUCGCUCGGCGGCAGCCUCGCGGUGCUGGUCAGCCUCAUGCUGCUGGCGCGCGGCGUGGUGACGCCCGACGCGCUGCACCCGGUGGUCACGUUCGGGGCGCCGUCCGUGUUCUGCGGCGGGAACCGCGUCCUGGAGGCCCUGGGCGUCGGCGAGGCGCACGUCCGGUCCGUGGCCAUGCACCGCGACAUCGUGCCCAGGGCCUUCUCGUGCCGCUACCCGGGCCACGCCAUCGCGCUGCUCAAGCGCCUCAACGGCGUGCUCCGCACCCACCCGUGCCUCAACACGCACAAGGCGCUGUACACGCCCAUGGGCUCCACGUACAUCCUGCAGCCCGACAGCAGCGUGUCGCCGCGGCACCCGUUUCUCCCCGAGGGCGCGGCGCUGUUCCGGCUCGACUCGGACGACGCCGGCCUCCGUGGCGGCGCGGAGCGCCCGCCGAGGGCUCUGGUGGCCAGCGCGCUGCGCGCGUUCCUCAACUCGCCGCACCCGCUCGAGACACUGAGCGACCUGUCUGCCUACGGCGCGGGGGGCGCCAUACUCCGGGACCACGAGUCCAGCAACUACUUCAGGGCGCUCAGCGCGCUGGCCAGGGCGCCGCCGCGGCGCCGGAAGCAACCGGAGGUCGUGUGGCAGCUGCCCGGCGUCGAGCGGCUGCAGCAGUAUUGGUGGCCGGGGAUCGCCAGCACCGUCAUCCCCGCACCGUUGGCCGUCAGCAAAAAGGAGCUGGUGUCCGAGGCAUAGAAUUUGUACGCUUCGUUCCUUUGGUGUGCUCGCUUGAGCAGUGUACAUUCUUUGAUUCUGGUUCCGCACGAGGUACAUAAAAAUGCACAACUUGUUCU